Messenger RNA from Daucus carota subsp. sativus, 1947 nucleotides. Its product is annotated as protein FAR1-RELATED SEQUENCE 5-like. Gene Ontology annotation, molecular function: zinc ion binding. The transcript has a single exon. Bases 1 to 1947 code for a protein of 648 amino acids. Gene Ontology annotation, biological process: regulation of DNA-templated transcription. NCBI's taxonomy places the organism in Eukaryota, Viridiplantae, Streptophyta, Magnoliopsida, Apiales, Apiaceae. The record is from RefSeq and is a predicted model, not a curated record.
AUGAAUACUGUUUCUCAAACAUCACGCCACUUGAAUUUUGAUGAUUAUUCUUUGGAAGACAUUGGAAUACCUAUUACUCCAACAAAGACUAAUGAAAUCGAUGAAAGUAUGGUACCGAAGGUAGGGCUUGAGUUUGAAACAGAAGAAGCUGCUUAUAUGUUUUACAAAGCAUAUGCUGAAAAGGCUGGAUUUGGUAUACGGAGGAGUAAAAUGCAUAAGGGCCGUUCGGGAGAAAUUUUAGACAGAGUAUUUGUAUGUGCUUGUGAAGGACAACGUGCAAGUGAUAAACGAGAUGACGUUGUAAAACAACAUCGUCCAGAAACUAGAUUUGGUUGCAAGGCAAAAUUGAGUGUCUCUUCUCGAUCAAAUGGAAAAUACAGAAUUUAUAAAUUCAUAUCUGAGCAUUCUCAUGAUCUUGUAAGCCCAUCUAAAAGUCACUUUUUGAGGUCGCACAGAAGUUUAAAUGAUAUCCAAAGGUUUCAAAUUGAUAUGGCACAGAGUUCUGGUAUAACACCUAAAGCAAGCAUGGAUUUAUUAGCACGACAAGCUGGUGGACGUGAGAAUGUUGGUUUCAUUCGUGAUGAUUAUAAAAAUUAUCUACGUACAAAGCGUACCAUCCAAAUGAAGUUUGGUGACACUGGGGGAGUGUUGGAGUACCUACAAAAAAAGCAAGCAGAAGAUCCAAAUUUUACAUAUGCAAUACAAGUGGAUGUUGAAGAUUUAAUUACAAAUAUAUUUUGGGCCGAUGCAAGGAUGAAGGUAGAUUAUGACCGCUUUGGUGAUGUUGUGUGUUUCGAUACAACAUAUCGAAAACAUAAAGAAGGUCGUCCACUUGCUCUUUUUGUUGGAGUUAACCAUCAUAAACAAAGUAUCAUAUUUGGUGGCGCUUUGUUAUAUGAUGAAACCAUAGAAACUUUUGAAUGGCUAUUUGAUACAUUUUCUCGAACAAUGUCGGGAAGGAAGCCAAAUACUAUUCUUACAGAUCAAGACGCAGCUAUGGAUAAGGCAUUGUCAACACAAUGGCCUGAAACUAAGCAUCGACUUUGUGUUUGGCAUAUGUAUCAAAAUGCAGCCAAACAUCUUAGUGGUAUUUUUGACAAAUUUAAGAGUUUUGCUAAAGAGUUCAGCAGCUGUGUUUAUGAUCACGAUGAGGUCUCUGAAUUCAUUCGUGCUUGGGAUGAUAUGCUUGAAAAGUAUAAUCUGAAAGAUAAUGAAUGGCUGAAGAAGUUAUAUGAAAAUAAGGAGAAAUGGGCAUUAGUUUAUGGGCGUGAAACAUUUUCAGCUGAUAUGAGUACUACACAGCGCAGUGAAAGUAUGACUAGUAAGGUAAAACAAUAUAUUAGUUAUAAACAUGACUUGUUACAAUUUUUCCAGCAUUUUCAGAAUUUACUUGAUGAUCGACGCUAUGAUGAGUCUAAAGCAGAUACUAAAUCUAGUAUUAGCAUGCCUGCUUUACCAUAUCCUGCUGAAAUUUUGAAACAUGCUGCUAGUGUUUAUACUCUCGAAGUAUUCAAAAUAUUUCAUGAAGAAGUUUGGAAGACAUGGAAUUGCAAUAUAGAAAUUCUUCAGGAGGUUCAGACAAUUACGGAAUACAAGGUUACUUCUGAAAAACCUUAUUCACAUAUUGUGAAAUUUGAUUCAAAUGAUUGUUCGGUAACCUGUAGUUGUAAAAAAUUUGAAUUUGUCGGGAUCUUAUGUGCACAUUCUCUAAAGAUAUUUUUCUUGAAGAAUAUCAAAAGAGUGCCUGAUGGUUAUAUCAAAAAAAGAUGGACGAAAAAUGCUAAAGUUGCUUCUACAAGUAUUCCUCAAUAUCUCUCCACAGAUGAUGAUCCAAAGAUUGCAACGAGAAGGCGUUAUAAGGAGUUGUCAUAUGUAUUUAAUAGGUUGGCCGAAAGAGCUGCUGAAACAGAAGAAACAUAUCAAAUUGCUGUUGUGGGUAAUGGGUGA